UUUUUCACCGGGAAUUUUCAAAACAAUCCGCUGUCAUGUGAGGUUCCAAAUCGGCAAGAAACAACUCACAAAAGGGCCGUCGUCGCCUCGUUGGUUCAAAAACUAUUCAGGCUUCAAUGAAAUAGUGCAAUUUUAGCUCGUAAUUACAGGCGAUGGCUCCUUCCGCCGCUGGUGCUACACCUCUCCGCGCAUCGUCCACAGUGUCAGAACCACCUGCUUCAGGGACAUGGGUCCGGCAGAGCAAUCUGCACUGGUACCAUCGAUGGAUGAUCCGGGUGCUACAGGCCGGUCCGAUACCUGCGCACGUCGCAUUCAUCAUGGACGGUAACCGACGGUACGCCCGGAAAGCGAACAUUGCCAAAGCGGAGGGCCACUCGGCCGGGUUCGAGAAGCUUUCCGAAACACUGCAGUGGUGCCUGGAGGUGGGAAUCAGCGAGGUGACGGUGUACGCGUUUAGCAUCGAAAACUUUAAACGCACACAGGAGGAGGUGGACACGUUGAUGAAUCUGGCUCGGGAAAAAUUCCAACGACUGCUAGCGGAAAGGGACAAGCUGCACGAGCGGGGCAUUUGCAUUCGAAUCAUCGGUAACUGGGAUCUGCUCGAGCCGGACAUACGGCGCAGCAUCGCGGAAGCGGUACUGCUGACCAGGCACAACCGUAACGCCAUCCUGAACGUUGCGUUCGCGUACACAUCCCGGGACGAAAUUACACAUUCCAUCCGUACGGUUGCGCAAGCCGUCGGCGAUGGGCAGCUCGAACCGGAGGACGUUAGCGAGGAGCUGCUCACCCGCUGCCUGUACACAAAGUAUUCCGCCGAACCGGAUCUGCUGGUGCGCACAUCCGGUGAGGUGCGGUUAAGUGAUUUCCUGCUCUGGCAAUCGGCCACAACCGUCAUGUACUUUACCGAAACGCUUUGGCCCGAAUUUACCAUCUGGCAUCUGCUCGGUGCGGUGUUCUACUAUCAACGGGUACGCUGGCGGAUGAUGGACGUGCGGGAAACGUUAGACCAAUACACUGCCGGUACUAGUGUAGAGUUGUGCGGCAAGCGAAAGGAGCGUAUCGGCCGGUUUUUGGAGUACGUCGAGCGGGAGGAGGAACAUUACCUGAUGCGGCUGGUACGGGGGACGGGUAUAAAAUAA
This is a messenger RNA of Anopheles maculipalpis, 1139 nucleotides long. It is a transcript of the gene Dhdds, whose product is annotated as dehydrodolichyl diphosphate synthase complex subunit DHDDS. Gene Ontology annotation, biological process: polyprenol biosynthetic process. The coding region runs from base 153 to 1139 and encodes 328 amino acids. Gene Ontology annotation, molecular function: ditrans,polycis-polyprenyl diphosphate synthase [(2E,6E)-farnesyl diphosphate specific] activity. Lineage: Eukaryota; Metazoa; Arthropoda; Insecta; Diptera; Culicidae. The record is from RefSeq and is a predicted model, not a curated record. Gene Ontology annotation, cellular component: dehydrodolichyl diphosphate synthase complex; endoplasmic reticulum. The transcript is spliced from 2 exons.